AUGGCUGCAGCGCUGUCAGAGGCCUUUGACGAAAGCUCGAGUCCAAACUCCUCUCCAGAGUACAACAGGAAGGAUUAUGGCAGUUCAAGCGCACCAUCCACUUCUGUCACUAGAGGGAGAGCUCAGAGCCGAGAGAGUGAGAUCAGAGUCCGGCUGCAGAGCGCUUCUCCUACAGGAAGCUGGACGGAGCUGGACGACGUGAAGCGCCUGCUGAGAGGAAACCGCUCCACCAGCAUCAGCCCCACCCAGUCCCCUAACAACACGCUGCCCAUCCCCAAGAAGGCCAGCGUGGACCCGAGGACCCUGCCUGACAGCUCCGGUGCAGGAGCUCAGAACAACCUGACGCUCGGCUCUCCGUCUGUGAGCGGCGGCCCGUCUCCGGUGCAGAACGGCAGCUCCGCUCCAGUGUACGGCGUGCAGAAUAACCUGACCACUCCCACUCCCACUGCCUUUUCUCCCACUGCAGCCAACACACACAUAGUUUACGGCGUGCAGAAGAACGUGUCUGGGACGAGCACAGCCGCCGUGAGACCCAGCAGCCCCACCGGUGACGAGGCUUCGACCCUGAAAGCUGGGACGAAAGACAAAGCCACCUAUGCAGACAUCCAUAUAAAAGACAUGAAACAGUCCAGUUUUGGCUGCUGCUCCUGCUGCAGCUGGUGGAAGUGGCUCCUGGGCCUCCUGCUCAGCCUGUUGCUCCUCUUCAGUGUCCUUUUUGGACUCAUUGCUUUGGGUGAAGAAGUCAGACGCCUGAAAGGCCGCGUGGACGCUCUGGAAGCCAUGACCAGAUCUGCGUCAGUCAGUCACUUGAUGUCUUCUGGCAACAAAAUCUCAGAGCGGGUGGAAUCCACAUACAUCGAGAAGAACGCCGCUUCAACCCUCAUCCACUCCGACAACGGGCUCAACCUGGAUGGUGGUGGCACAGGCGGAGGCACGGGAAGCAGCCUGGUCCAGGACAGGGCCGCCCUGGAAAGACUCAUACAGCAGCUGGUCAGGGAUGAGCUCCACUCAGGAUCUGUAAGAGAAACUCUGGCAUACUCACUGAAAGGAGAGAGAGGAGAGCCGGGACCUAAAGGUGACCCAGGGCCAUUAGGACAAAAAGGUGAUAUAGGAACAUCUGGCCCUCCAGGUCUUCCUGGGCAGAUCGGGCACCCAGGUUUGGAGGGAACAAGGGGACCGAAGGGAAGUGCAGGUGAACCAGGUGCUGAGGGACCACAAGGUCAGAGGGGUCGGGAAGGACCGGUGGGCCCCCGAGGAGAACCUGGAUCACCUGGCUUUGGAGCCAAAGGAGACAGAGGAUUCCAGGGUGAGCCAGGACGACCGGGUCCCGCCGGUAUUGCUGGACCUGCAGGUCCAAAAGGUGCCACAGGAGAGCCGGGUGCCGCAGGAAGUCCUGGUGCUCCUGGAUCAAAGGGAUUCCAGGGGGAGGCGGGGCUUCCAGGAACCAAAGGGGACCGAGGAACAUCUGGGCUGCCGGGAAUCAAAGGAGACCACGGAGAGAGGGGACCACGUGGACCGGCAGGUGAACCCGGACAGCCUGGACCUCAAGGACCUUCAGGAUUAAAGGGAUCUAAAGGAAUUGCAGGUGACCCAGGUUCAGUUGGACUUCCUGGUGUCAGAGGACCACAUGGAGUUCCUGGAGAUGCCGGUCCCCCAGGCCCCCCUGGGUUGCAGGGACCCCCAGGUAUUGCAGGAAUCCCAGGCCAGCCUGGUGGUAAAGGUGAACCAGGAACACCUGGUAAAGUCGUUUCUCCAGUUGGCUCUGAUACUGUGGCCAUCCCUGGACCUCCAGGACCAGCUGGACCUCCAGGUCCCGCUGGAUCACCUGGUCUGUCGGGUCCAAUUGGCCCUGCUGGUAUCCCAGGACAACCAGGAUCUAAGGGAGAGCGAGGAGAAAAGGGAGAGAGGGGGCAGAAGGGGGAGCCAGGACCUCCAGGACCUCCUGGAGUACCUGGUCCUCAGGGUCCUCAGGGUCCUCCUGGUGAGUCUACACAGGGUCCCCCAGGACCCAGAGGUCCUCCUGGAGAGCCAGGUAUUGGCGAACCUGGACCUCCAGGCAAGAACGGAGCUCCUGGGAGCUUUGUGCCGACAUCAGAAACCUUCUUUGCUGGACCACCCGGACCUCCAGGACCCCCGGGGCAGCAAGGCUCACAGGGUGACCCAGGACCACAAGGGUACCAAGGUGAACCAGGACAACCAGGCCUUCCAGGAAGCCCCGGAGACCCAGGUGUUGGUUUCCCAGGUCAGCCUGGAACUCAAGGCCCACCAGGUGCAGAAGGGCCACCGGGACCUAAAGGUGAUACGGGAGAUCCAGGACCUCCAGGAAUUCCAGGAGUCUCCACAGGUGGUGGCAUCAGAGAGUACUUCGUUGGACCUCCUGGGCCUCCUGGGCCUCCGGGGGAACCAGGCACAUCUGGACAUGCAGUGGACGGGCUGGUUGAUGAUGUCGCCAGCAGAGUCAUCGCCUACAUCCACAGUUCAGGCAGAGGUUAUGACGGGACCCCAGGCCCUCCUGGUCCUCCGGGUCCACCUGGCUCCGUCUCUCUCAAUGACAUCAUCAGCCUCUUACAGAGAGAGGACGUGAGGCGAUACAUUGCUGGUCCUCCGGGUCCACAGGGACCUCCAGGAGCUCCAGGCUAUGGCAGCUACAGCUUUAACACACAGGAGGUGGCUGAACGUGUCCUUAGUUUGAUGUCUGAGAGGGAGGCGCUUGGUGUCCCUGGACCUCCUGGACCUCCCGGACCACCUGGAGCUCCUGGCUUUCCUGGAAACUUUUUACCAGAUGGGUAUCAAACUUUAGUUGGCCCUCAGGGGCCUCCUGGUCCCCCGGGUAUCCCUGGCUCACAAGGUCCACCUGGCCCGGAAGGACCACCUGGACCACCUGGAUUUUUUAAAUACAUCAGCUCAGACAUUCGUGACUACCUGCAAAAUGUUGCUUUCAAAGGUCCUCCAGGCCCACCCGGACCCCCUGGACCUGAGGGACCCCCUGGACCAAUCAGUGGGUUGGUUACUUUAGCUGACCAUCUCAACAGAGACACACUCAAAGCUGAACUACAAGAAUAUAUCAAGAGUGAUGAUGCGAGUGCCGCCAUGUUUGGAAUUCCUGGUCCACCAGGUCCUCCUGGACCCCCAGGACACAAGGGAGAGCCAGGUUUGCCUGACGACUACUCCAGUAUGGCUCUCAAAGUAACUGAUUACAUCAAAUCCCACGGUCUGCUCGAUGAUGCCAUGAGCAACUCUGAGCGCGUGGUUCAAGGACCUCCAGGACCUCCAGGAAUGCCUAGAGAGGCCCGAUUGGUUAGUUCCCAACAAAAUGUCAUGGAUGUGGUGGAAUACUUAAAAUCUCAUGGUGUAGUGCGGGACAUUAUGAGGGAGUACAGACAUGUCUUUCAAGGCCCUCCAGGGCCCCCAGGACCCCCAGGUCAUCCAGGAUACAGCCACUGGCUUGAUUCCCAUGGUAACGCCACAGAUCUGGUGGAAUACAUCAAAUCUCGUGGUCUCCUCCGUGACACUGAACGUGUCAUCCAGGGACUCCCGGGGCCACCGGGACCUCCGGGUCCACCAGGAUACAGCAGACUGUUUGGUUCUGACACCAACGUUUCUGAUUUAGUGGAAUAUAUAAAAACUCAUGGAGCCAUCGUGGGACCACCUGGGAGACCAGGCCAGAAGGGGGAGAGGGGAUUUCCAGGACUGAAAGGAGAGAGAGGUGAGCGAGGCCUUCCUGGACAUGACGUGUACGGAGGCCCAAAAGGGGACAGAGGAGAAUUCGCAGUGACGAGUAAAAGGAGGAAGAGGAAUGCUGGUGUUUGACGCCUGAGCUGCUGAAAGUCGUUUCCUGCGUUUCGCUGGUGUUUUAACUGUAAAUGUGUUGAAAUCAGGGACGUCGUAUUGAAUUAGGUCAUCUGUGGUAACUUUACCAUUUCAUUUUUUACCCAUCAGACCAAGUAUUUUAUGUUUUUUGGAGUUUGUGUUUCAAGUCUUGGGAUCCAUGUAAAGAACAAAACAGCACAACGUUAGAGAGAAAAGUUUAUUUACAUGAAAAUGAAAAUCAGCAUUACAGGCCUUCUAAAAACUAUACAUGUUAUAAAAUGUGAUGUUUGUUUUAUAGUCAACAUUCAGAAGUUAAGAACCAGAAUUUUGUAACUGUUUGUGGUGGACGAUCAGCUUUCGUACAUAAAUAACUGCUGAGGACGUUUUGUAAAAGGUGCACAGCACUCCUUCACUGAGUUUAGUUUUUUUGUACAUAUGAUAUGAAACACCUUUGACUAACUAAUAACAGCCAAUCAAAGAAGAUGAGAUGAUCAAAUGAACCAAUCAGAGGAGGAGAUGGCCUAAACCAGUCAGGUCCAAUUUUUUUUAUAACAUUACAUCAGAUUUAAUAAUAAUAAUAAUAAAAAAAAAAACUGCAAAAAGCU
Neolamprologus brichardi is the source of this 4415-nucleotide messenger RNA. The record is from RefSeq and is a predicted model, not a curated record. Lineage: Eukaryota; Metazoa; Chordata; Actinopteri; Cichliformes; Cichlidae.